UUUAGUAAUCCAGUCUGAUCGCCGAUCGUCUGGCUAAAACAGGACUUAAAAAGAACCAAGAAAUCGACUCAGGCAAAGCCUCUCGCUCACCUGAACACUGACAAAAUGAAAGCAAUAAGCCCAGUGCGGUCCUUCCGGAAAAACAACGCGAAUUUAUCAGAGCACUCCUUGGGAAUCUCUCGGAGCAAGACCCCGGUGGAUGACCCGCUCAGCCUGCUGUACAACAUGAACGACUGCUACUCCAAGCUGAAGGAGCUGGUGCCCAGCAUCCCCCAGAACAAGAACGUCAGCAAGAUGGAAAUCCUGCAGCAUGUCAUCGACUACAUCCUGGACCUGCAGAUUGCGCUGGACUCCAGUGUCGCACUAACCAGCCUGCAUCACCCUGCGCGGCCGGGGCAGGCUCCAUCCAGGACCCCUCUGACCACCCUCAACACAGAUAUCAGCAUCUUGUCAUUACAGUCCCCGGAGUUGCCAUCAGAGCUGAUGACAGAUGACAGCCGGACUCUGCAUCGUUAAAGCGGUGUUUGGUCAAGACGCAAAAACACACACAGGACCUGGGGAGCAGGACUUUCCCCCCCCACACACACACACCCACCACCCCUUCCAACCUCUGUCCUCCAGGCCUGGAUUUUUUUUUUUUCUUUUUUUCUUCUGACGCUGAAAUCAAGAGACUUUUGGUUAUUAUGGGACAAUCUUAUGUGAUGUGUUUUCUGUUUGGACACUUCAUUAUUAUUUAACUUAAGACUUUUUAUUUGUGGGUCCUUUCUGGAAAUGGAAGGCGCGUUAUAUUCCCUACAGUGGGAGGAAAAACGAGAUUAUUGUCACAAGGAUUAUUUCCCCCCUCACCCCUUGUCCUUCUCCUUGUUGAAGUCUUCGCUUUUUUGCGGAGGUGGGAACGUGAUUAGAAAAGACAACUUGGUUAGUUACUGUAAAAAGUUUAGUCUUGUCUUGUCAGAAUUGUUGGCACAUGAAGGACUGGACGUUGUUUAAAAAAAAAAAAAAAAAAAAGAAAGAAAAAAAAAAAAGUUGAAAUGAAAGAAUGAAACCUUGUGAACUCUUAUCGGGAGUUUAUCUUGUAUAGUUGCAGGAAUUUGAAACUUCUGCAAAAGUGUAAUGUUGUACUUAAUUAUGCUGAAACUUUUUAUAAAAGUAAUGUAAAUUGUACCUUUUUUAUACAAAAAAUAAAUCAAAAACACAA
Seriola aureovittata is the source of this 1198-nucleotide messenger RNA. It is a transcript of the gene id2a, whose product is annotated as inhibitor of DNA binding 2a. NCBI's taxonomy places the organism in Eukaryota, Metazoa, Chordata, Actinopteri, Carangiformes, Carangidae. The coding region runs from base 106 to 516 and encodes 136 amino acids. Gene Ontology annotation, cellular component: cytoplasm; nucleus. Gene Ontology annotation, molecular function: transcription regulator activity; protein dimerization activity. Gene Ontology annotation, biological process: cell differentiation; circadian regulation of gene expression; negative regulation of transcription by RNA polymerase II. The record is from RefSeq and is a predicted model, not a curated record. The transcript is spliced from 3 exons.